Molecule: messenger RNA, 3507 nt
Organism: Lodderomyces orthopsilosis Co 90-125
Lineage: Eukaryota; Fungi; Ascomycota; Pichiomycetes; Serinales; Debaryomycetaceae
Exons: 1
Coding region: 1-3507 (1168 amino acids)
Source: RefSeq, a predicted model, not a curated record
AUGGCACAGCGGCCUAGGCAUAGCACGUCGUCAUUAGAGUCAUUCAACAGGCCAGAGUCUUUGGAAGAUAUACAAUCGAUUCCAGUUUCACCUAGCACAUCAGCACAAGGGCCAGGUUAUUACAAACCACAUGAUGCCACACAACAAUUCACCAUUGACUUGAAUGACCUAGAAUCAACGACAAGUUUACCACGAAUCAAUAGUAAACUGAGCACGAAAUUGAAAGAAGAACAGUUUUUAGCCGAGAAUAACGAGACAAAUGGUUGGAUUAAUGGAUAUUCUGUACCAUUUAGUUUACUUCGGUAUGGUUUAGCUAGUGAUAAAUCUACUAAAAUUGAAUUGGAUUAUGAUAAUGGUGAUGUUCAAUAUAUAUUCAACCCUAUUUGCCAUUUGAACGAGAUUGAGCAUUCAGCUUAUGGAAGAAAAGAUUCAAGCGUGUCGACAUCUAAUGCGUCAGGUGAAGAUACCGACCAUAAUAGAGAAAGAAGAAACAAGUUCAUCCUGAGUCAAGAUGAAAAGAUUGAUGCUUAUUCCGGAUACAUCACCAUUCCCAAGGUUUCCUUCAAUAUACCCACCCCGUAUAGAAACGACAAGAAACAGCUACGUUUAAUGUCCGAUGUUCCCAAACUUUGUUUCCAAAAUGCAUUUGUUGUGGGAGAUGUAACCUAUGUCUUUGGUGGGUUGAGCAGUACCAAGCAAUCGACUUUCCAUCAUAUUGGUCUCCCACUGGAUGUUGACAUCAGCAAAGUCUCGGUACAUUUUCCUUACAAGGUUCCCCCAUUUGUGGAUUCCAAAAUGUUAACCACACCGUUCUUGCAUCCAAAUCCACAUUUUAUUGCCUACAAUGCAAUCAGAGGAACAGUCACUUUUGUCAAUACACAGAAUUUAAAACAUUUCCCUGGUCAUUUACUUUCAAUGCUGUCAACACAAAUUACUGCAAAACAUUAUUUUUUCUAUGGUGGAUUCCAAAUUCAAAACUUAUCCGUCAAAUACCAUCCAGAUAUUGAUCGAUGGAUAAUCAACAAGAAAAUAGUCAUGAGUGAGGAUGGAUAUAUUCUUGAUUCGUCAAAUCUUAAAUUCAUUAAAAUUAGGCUUGAGUCAAACAAGAUGAAUACUACUCUUGGCAGAGUGGGAAUGGGGGUAUGUUCCAAUAUAUAUCAACCACCAAAUGAGCGAGGUGAAAAAAUUAGUGUUGGAGGUGAAUUUAGUCGACCUUUUGAAAAUCAAAGACAAUCACUGCCACCAGCUUUUUCUGAAGCUUCACAUAAAUCAAGUCCAAGUGAUCAUUCAGCAAGUGCUUCGGUUACGAGAAACAAUACGCGAAAGGCAAAUUUUGAAAAAAACCGUCAUGAUUCGAAACAAGAUGAAGAUUGUGAGCGUGAUCAUCAACAUCUGCCACAAAGAGAAACUAAAUUUGAGGAGUCGCCAAUGAUGCGAUCAAAGCAGCCACCAAGUCUACAAAGAAUUAUUACCACUCAUUCUAUUGAUUCAUCCUUGAGCGAUGCUGCUACAAGAACAUCAUCCGCUUCAACUUCUUCACCCAGCUCAUCCAAAAUGGAUAAGAUCAAAAGCAAAUUCCAUCGAACUAAUUUGAAAAACACGUAUUCUCAAAAAGUUCGCGAGCACCGGUCAAAUUCAACAAACAAUCGAUCUGGAUCAAGCAGUCGUGCUGUAUCGCCAGUAAUGAAUGCGACAGGUGCUUCUUCUAGUUUGAAUCCUACAUUGGCACCAUCAGCAACUUCAAUGUCAGGCUCAACAUCUUUAGAUUCAGCCACUGCCGGUGGAAUGUCACCGACGACAACAACUACAACGUCAUUAAACCCGUUAAACACCACGACAUCCUCAAUUGUAUCACCACCGACAACUUUAACUCCCCAUCCGUCUAUCGUAUCUCCCACUGUUUCAAAUCGACCUAUCACACCAAUUCUUCAAUUGCAACAUAAACACGGUAGGAGAAGUAGUGAUACCGGGUCUAAAAGUGGGCAUUCAACCCCACCAGAUGAUGGUAGGCAAUCGCCUAAGAGAAACGAGCGCGAGGUGUUGGAAUUUGUACGAUCGUACUCACUGGAAAAUGUAACUAAAUCUCGUACCAGACUUCCUUCUCGUGGUGGUGACCUGGGAGUCAUAGAUGAAGAUGAUGAUGAAGAUGAUGAUGAAGAUGCUGACGAUUGUGUUGAGGAUUGUUCAACUGAUGGUGAAGCAUGUUUUGAAACUAGGACGCGAUCAUCAAAUCCCUUGUUUAAUGAUAGCAAUAUUUUAUCCAAUGUUAGUGUGUUUAUCUUUGGUGGGUUUUAUCUCGAUGAUGAAAUCGAUGGUAAUGAAAUUCAACAUUUCAAAGCAAGUAACGAUUUAUUGAAGAUUGAUUUAACAGCAAAAGAGGAACCAUUGUCAAUAUCAAACUUCACUUUCUUACCCGAUGCAUUAGUAUCGAAAAUUGGCACCGAUCCAACGACUUGUGAUAUUGUACUUGAUGAAGAUGAAAAUUGGCCUAGUCCAAGGGGCUAUUUUGCUUCUUAUAUGAUUGAUUACCUGAGAGGAUUAGAUGAAGGAUGUGCAUUGGAUGUGGUCAAGUAUGAUCUGGAAACGUUGACCCGGACUCAAGCGCAAGCUGAAUCCAUCAAGAGGGGUGGAUCACCAGAUAUAAGUAUUGGUGGCAGUUCCGGCUCAUUCCAGGUAGGUGGAGCAGGCGGAGUGGGUGUAGGUUGUGUCAUUGGUAGUGGGCCUACCAGUGGACCUGGAACCGGGGCUGCACCAAGCCUUGCAGCAAGCAGCUACGAAGAACCAUCUGAAGUUCAAUCAUACUUCAACAAACGAUCGCUAAUUAUUCAAGGUGGGUGUGCAGAGGGUAAUCAAUUUUUUGCUGAUUUUUAUCGAUUUGUAUUUGAUACCUGUAAAUGGGAAAAACUAACCACUUAUGCUUAUGAUUAUUUCAACAUCCCCCUUGAACCUGGCGCUGAUGAUGAUGGAUCAUUAUAUACCAAAGAAAACAUGGUUCCCCAUCCUGAAUUAAAAGAAGCUGAGCUUCGUUGUUGUCAUCACACUUGUGUCUACUAUCAAAAUGAAGAACGUGAUUAUCUAUUCUUCUUGGGGGGAGUUAAGUCGGAUCAUUUGCGUUUCUUUGAUGAAGUUCCUUAUAAAUCGGAUAAAUUUGACGUAUCGAGAUUAAGUCGAUUACCAUUGAUGACAAACAAUCCCAACACAAUGAGAAUUGCCGUUUUGAAUAUUCAAACUCAAACAUGGCGAUUUAUGCGAUAUUAUUAUGAUAUAAACCAUGCCAUUAGUGACUCUUAUCUAGAUAGAGUCAUGGAACAUCCCGCAUUGGUGAAUGCGAGAAUAUCGCAUUUGGCUGGCUCUACCACAAUGACGGGAAAGACAUUGACUUUAGCUCAAGGGUUGGUGAUUAUUGCUCCGGAAAAGAAAGAAGACUUGGUUAAGUUGAGAAAGGAAAUACCUACUGAUGAGAUGUUAUGGGGUGGAAUUAUUCAAUUGACCUUUGCUGGCCUUUAA